ACUGGUCGCGGGCAGCUGCCGGGCUGGGUCUGGACAAAUGAGGUCUGGGUCCGUCAUCAGGGAUGGUGGCCACUGUCCAGAUGAGAGUCUCACCUGAAGCUUUGGGGUGAUGGUGCUGAUGACCAAGGGGAGACUGCUAGGUGGGGACAUGUCAGCAGGGGACAGGAAUGCGUGACCUAAAACGUGAGCAUCUGCGGAUCUGCCCCCAAGGCUACACCUGCUGCACCAGUGAGAUGGAGGAGAACCUGGCCAACCGCAGCCGUGCCGAGCUGGAGACCGCGCUCCGGGACAGCAGCCGCGUCCUGCAGGCCAUGCUCGCCACCCAGCUGCGCAGCUUCGAUGACCACUUCCAGCACCUGCUGAACGACUCAGAGCGGACACUGCAGGGCACCUUCCCGGGCGCCUUCGGAGAGCUGUACGCGCAGAACACCAAGGCCUUCCGGGACCUGUACGCAGAGCUGCGCCUGUACUACCGCGGUGCCAACCUGCACCUGGAGGAGACACUGGCCGAGUUCUGGGCCCGCCUGCUCGAGCGCCUCUUCAAGCAGCUGCACCCCCAGCUGCUGCUGCCUGAUGACUACCUGGACUGCCUGGGCAAGCAGGCCGAGGCGCUGCGGCCCUUUGGGGAGGCCCCAAGAGAGCUGCGCCUGCGGGCCACCCGCGCCUUUGUGGCUGCUCGCUCCUUCGUGCAAGGCCUGGGCGUGGCCAGUGACGUGGUCCGGAAGGUGGCUCAGGUCCCCCUGGGCCCGGAGUGCUCGAGGGCUGUCAUGAAGCUGGUCUACUGUGCUCACUGUCUGGGAGUCCCCGGCGCCAGGCCCUGCCCUGACUAUUGCCGAAAUGUGCUCAAGGGCUGCCUCGCCAACCAGGCCGACCUGGAUGCCGAGUGGAGGAACCUCCUGGACUCCAUGGUGCUCAUCACCGACAAGUUCUGGGGCACGUCGGGUGUGGAGAGCGUCAUCGGCAGCGUGCACACGUGGCUGGCAGAGGCCAUCAACGCCCUCCAGGACAACAGGGACACGCUCACGGCCAAGGUCAUCCAGGGCUGCGGGAACCCCAAGGUCAACCCCCAGGGUUCUGGGCCUGAGGAGAAGCGGCGCCGGGGCAAGCUGGCCCCACGGGAGAGGCCACCCUCAGGCGCCCUGGAGAAGCUGGUCUCCGAAGCCAAGGCCCAGCUCCGUGACGUCCAGGACUUCUGGAUCAGCCUCCCAGGGACACUGUGCAGCGAGAAGAUGGCCCUGAGCACCGCCAGUGAUGACCGCUGCUGGAACGGGAUGGCCAGAGGCCGGUACCUCCCCGAGGUCAUGGGUGACGGCUUGGCCAACCAGAUCAACAACCCCGAGGUGGAGGUGGACAUCACCAAGCCGGACAUGACCAUCCGGCAGCAGAUCAUGCAGCUGAAGAUCAUGACCAACCGGCUGCGCAGCGCCUACAACGGCAAUGACGUGGACUUCCAGGACGCCAGUGACGACGGCAGCGGCUCGGGCAGCGGUGAUGGCUGUCCGGAUGAUCGCUGUGGCCGGGGGGCCAGCAGGAAGAGCUCCAGCUCCCGGACGCCCUUGACCCAUGCCCUCCCAGGCCUGUCGGAGCAGGAAGGGCAGAAGACCUCAGCUGCCAGCUGCCCCCAGCCCCCCACCUUCCUCCUGCCCUUCCUCCUCUCCCUGGCCCUUACAGUAGCCGGGCCCCGGUGGCGGUAACUGCCCCAAGGCCCCAGGGACAGAGGCCAAGGACUGACUUUGCCAAAAAUACAAAACAGACGAUAUUUAAUUCA
Molecule: messenger RNA, 1768 nt
Organism: Mandrillus leucophaeus (drill)
Lineage: Eukaryota; Metazoa; Chordata; Mammalia; Primates; Cercopithecidae
Gene: GPC1
Product: glypican 1
Exons: 9
Coding region: 168-1694 (508 amino acids)
Biological process (GO): regulation of protein localization to membrane; negative regulation of fibroblast growth factor receptor signaling pathway; cell migration
Cellular component (GO): cell surface; synapse; extracellular region
Molecular function (GO): fibroblast growth factor binding
Source: RefSeq, a predicted model, not a curated record